CGCACGCGCACUUCCGGCGCGCAGCGGGCGGCCAUGUUGGAGCGGCGGAGGCGGCGCAGAGGCGCGUCCUGGGUCCCCGCGGCGGCGCCGGUGCUGAGCGCUGGUUUGCAGAUACGCAAGCAGAUCGGCAGCGCCUAAUGCCAUGAGCGUGGUGGUGCAGCAUGUGGAGGAGAAAGCUGUGCACUCAUGGUCGCGCAUAUCCACGGCAGGAAAGAAGGCCCUGGAAGAGGCGCUGCUUGUCUUUAACCCCAUGAGCCGGGAUCUCAGUGCCACAGAGGCCCAGCUCGUGGCCUUCCUGCAGGGCCUGCGAGACGAUGGCUUCCAGCCCACCAUUCUACGCAGUGGUGAUGUCUAUGGCUAUAGUUCAUGCACAGCCAGCCCCCCAAGCCAGACGAAGCUACAGGCUCGUGCCCCCAACCCAGCCACCACAGCACCUCCAGCCAGUACUCCCCAGACUGCUCUGCGGCUGCCUGCAGGCCGGGCCACGCUGCUCCCCAUGUCGCUGUCUGGCAGGCUGGCCAAGGCGUCUGCACCAGCCCUCACCAAGCAUGCUACCACCAACCUGCUGCUGAGCUCCCUGAAACAGUCAAGUGCCAGCCGUGCCAGGGGUGCCACAGUGGGCUUCCCUGCCCACCUCUACCCAGGUGUCUACCCUGCAAUGCGGCUCUCCGUGGUCCUUGAGGCCCUGGUGCCACUCAAGACUCCCAUGCCCUGCUUGGGUACUAAGCACAAGGCACAGUCGCUACAGCUCCCCCUUGCAGACUCACCACUAAAACUGCGGAAAGGUUCAGGGAAGGGUCCUGGGAACCCCCGGCCCAGAGCUCCCAGAAAAUCCACAAGCAAGGGCCCUAAGUGUCUGACUCGCAAAGCAUCAGGGGCCACACCCCAACAAGGCACCAAGUCCUGUGGCAAGACCUACAGAGCCACUGGGUCCCUCAGUGGUCUGCGAGUGAAAGGGGGCUCUGCCUUGGGCACCAAAACAGACCAGGGCAAGUUAGUUCGAACACUGGCCAAAGCCGCCCGGUCCCGAGCCAAGGCUGCUCGAACACGGGCCAAGGUGGCCAAGGCCCGGGCCAAAGCUAAGGCAGCCCAGAUUAAGGCCAGGGCCGUGGCAGCACACGCCAGAGCCAGAGCUAAAGCCAAGGCUAUUCCAAUCCAGCCCAGGGGCAGAGGCAGGCCAAAGGGGUCUGUUAAGGCCAGGACUGCAAGAAAGAGCCAGAAAGUCCACCGUGAAACUGCAGGACAGAAGAGGAAAAGGGCAGAGGAGGCCAAAGACCUUCCCCCCAAGAAGAGAACACGGCGACUUGGGCCACGAUCUCCUAAGGCGUGGCUGGGGCCAGGAGCAGCCAAGCUGCUCAAUCUGCGUGCCAUCAAGGUGGACAGGAUGUCCUCGGACGAGGAGGUGCGGCAGUGGGCACAGCGGGUCCUCCGGGUGAACCUGUCUCCUGUCAUCCGGCUCCAGCCAUUGCUGCCACACUCGGCGCCCUGAUUCCUUCACACAACCAGGUCCCAGCAAAGAGCCCAGCCUGUCAGCAUGGCCAGUGGCACAGUGUGAACUCCACAACCUGGAGAACUCUGGGUACUCUCUCCAGGGCCUCUGGAGCCACUAGCCUCCUUUCAAAAACUGGAGGAAGAGGGGUGGGGUGGGGUGGGCGGAAGGGGUGUUCUCAUGGCGCAAUGCACUGUGACUUGUUCUCCAAGUUUUAUGUCUGCUGUUCCAUCGAUCACGUUUUAUACCUUUCCACUUUCUAGUCUGCUCGCCCACA
This is a messenger RNA of Ochotona princeps (American pika), 1766 nucleotides long. RefSeq names its product coiled-coil domain containing 71 (gene CCDC71). NCBI's taxonomy places the organism in Eukaryota, Metazoa, Chordata, Mammalia, Lagomorpha, Ochotonidae. The record is from RefSeq and is a predicted model, not a curated record. The transcript is spliced from 2 exons. Bases 143 to 1489 code for a protein of 448 amino acids.